This is a messenger RNA of Sporisorium graminicola, 2436 nucleotides long. RefSeq lists its product as uncharacterized. The transcript has a single exon. The coding region runs from base 1 to 2436 and encodes 811 amino acids. NCBI's taxonomy places the organism in Eukaryota, Fungi, Basidiomycota, Ustilaginomycetes, Ustilaginales, Ustilaginaceae. The record is from RefSeq and is a predicted model, not a curated record.
AUGUCGCGCCUAUCAAGACAAGAUUAUCACGGCUACACCGCGCAGGCACACCCUCGCUGGUCGCCUUCCUCGCCGCCUCUCAACCGCCUCUCGGCCGCCGUCGACCCUCGCCUGGCUCCGCGCUUGAGCAACGCAGCCCAACAGGAUUUGCAGCAAACUUCCUCCACACCACAGCUCGUCUCGUCUCAGCUAGCACCGCCCACCCAAUCUCUCUCCUCCUCUUCCUCUAAUGUCGACGUGGUACAGGCCAUCAAUGCCAUGUCUUCCCAGGUCUCCAGCCAGCUUUCUAUGAUGGGCACCCAGCUCGCUUCCCUCGUCUCGCUCACUUCGCGCCUCAUCGAGAUUUCCCAGAUCAACCUUGCCGCUGCCGAGAAUGCCAACGGACGCACCACCAGUGCUGCAUCCGGCUCCGCGCUCGCUUCCAAUGCGCUCGGUAGCGCGCCGGCGAUGAGGGCAGAUGCGAGUCCUGCCAACGCCGCUGUCGAUCUCAAUCGUUCACGCGUCAACGGCAAUCAGACCGCGUCCCCUUUCCCUUCCAACAAUGUCGCCACAGGCUCUGGCAACAAUGCAACACGCUCUGACUCCCGACAGGGUCAGUUCUAUCAAAAUGCAGGCCCCUCGAACAACAACAACUUCCGCAGCGCGUUCGACCCGGCCGGCUCCACACUCGAUCGCACUUUUGGUAGCACGCUAAGAGGCGCCUCACCCAACCCCAACCCUGUCCUGAACAGCAGCCUCUCUGCCGCUGCUGCUCGACCGACGCAGCAGCAACAACAGCAUCUCCAGCAGCAGCAGCCUCACCAGCCUCAAUUGCAAACGCAGCCAUCGAGCCUCAGUCAACCACCUCAACCAGCACAACAAACGCAUGAUGCCAACGAUCUGCUCAAGAGUCGCUUGCCCAGCCCUGUCUUUCCAGACGAUCCCAUUGAUCUGUCGGCAGGAGUUUCGUCCUCGGGUCAUCAGACUCCCACCAACCUCAAACGCCUUUCGACAGCUGGGCAAGCUGCCAACGAUAGCGCACGCAAGGCCAACGCCGAGGCCUCACUCGGCGAAUGGAAAGGCUGGCUCAAUCGCACCUGGCAUCCACCUCCGGGUCAUCAAUCGCGCAACAUCAAGUAUCGCACCAUGCAGCAGGCUCGACGUGCACACCGUGACCAGACCAAGCGAUCCAUGGCCACGCUCGGUCGUCUGCCGCUCAAGGAGUUCCUCGAGAUUCGACCAGAACAGUACUUGGGCGUACGCAAGACGGGGCGAAAGCUGUACCAGGAAUGGCUGCUGCAGGAGGUGCGCCUCGCAAAGCAGCCCGAAGAUCGCGUCAAGGCGGCCAUCAACCGGCUUGAGAACGACCACCCGGAGUUGGGCGAUUGCGAGGAACACUGGAAAGCCAAGCAAUUGCUUCAGCAGAUCAUCGACAAUGCCAUCGACGAGGCCAAUUUGCACCGCAAAAAGGAGGCGCGUGCCAGCAAUGCGCACCAGGAGCCGGGCGAGAGCACACCGCGCAACGCGGAUGGCAACAGGAGCACCAGCAUGAUGGGCACGAGCGCAAGCAGCUCGUCGUCAGCCUUGGCGGACGCAGAUCGAAGCUUGCGCAGCGGCGACACGAGCAUCUCUUUGGCGCGCAAAGGCAACAAUGCUACAGCGACGAUGGUUGCGGGCGCCAACAAGAACGCCAAGGGCGUUCAGCGCCGCAAAGCGGAUCAGGCGGAGCUCGACGACACGCCUUCGCGCUUCCGACAGGCGCCCAGCCAGCGCAAUUCUAUGCUUGGACCUGGCGGCAACGACGACCCCACCGGCUCAUCGCUACAAGCGCAGCAAGGAUCGCUUUCGUCGUCGGGACUGGAAGCGGCGCACAGCAGCGGACGUGGCGCCAUCCUACCUGACUACGCCGGCGGGUACAGCAACGAUUCGAGCACCAUCGCAUCUGCCACCUCAUCGGAUGCAUUGCAAGCUUCGCGGCAGCAUGCUUCACACGGCCAGCACAUGCAACCGCCGCAGCACGCGCAGCACCACAAUCCACACCAAGCGACACACGCACAGGACCAGACGCACAAUGCAUGGGCAAGCCAGACAGCCGCACCGGGCCCUUCACUGUUCGCACAGUCCAACUACGCGACGACGGCUGCGGCGCAACCAGCCUUGUCGCACCACCAAUCAUAUGGACAUCACAGUAACCACCACCACAACUCGAGCUACCUUUCUUCGGAUCCAGGCCAGACGGGCCUGAGCGCCUCGAGUUCCGGGUUGCUAGAUGAUCAACGUCACCAGUCGCAUCUCAGCCCGAUGGUGAAUGGCGGUGGCGUGCGCAUGCAUCAACCGCAUCAGCAACAGCAUCAUGCGCAACAAACGCAACAACAACAACAGCAGCAGCAGCAGCAGCAACAACACCAUCAGCAGCAGCCGCAGAGCACCUUUUUCGAUAAUCGAGGCUAUCAGUAA